UCGCGCGAAAUGUUGUGCCGGUGAUAGCAGCUGAAGCUCAAAACCACAUACAAAUAUUUAAAAAUUUAAAACAGCGCAUUAAAAGUGAGAAGAAAAUAUUUCAGUGAACGCGCCUUCAGUGAACGUGCGCAGGCGUAAAAGGGUGUGCGUGUUUCGUAUGCGAUUUUCAAGCGACGUGAUUAAAAUAAAAAGAGCAGAAUAAUAGUAUUUAUAUAAAAAACUCUAAUUGUGUUAAGCACUGAUCCACUUUGAAACUGUAAAAAUAUAUUUAAGUUCUUAACUGUUUAAAAGUCACAGUCGGCGAAACAAGUAAAUAARGCAUAAACUAAUUCGCGCGCUGCCAAGUGCAUAUAAAUCAACAGUUAAUCGCAUGUCUUGCCACAAUUAGUGGCAUGCAACCAAAGCCGCACGGCGGCUAGAACAAUAAGAAACCGUUUGAAACAAAAUUGCGGAAUGCAAAAACACUGAAACUGAAGCACUUAACUUAACWACUAGAAAAAAAAAAUAACAUUGCAAUAACAAAAUAGCGAAAAUAACAUUGCCAACAAAUUGCGAAAAAAAAUUCAGUGCAACAACACAAUCACCAUAAAAGCCAGCAGCUAAACAACACGCGCACAUAUUAAGUGCUUUUAAAAGCAACUAAACACUACUAAUUGCAUAAUCAUUAAUACAUAAAUACACAAUUCAACGUGUCACUGAUUGCGCGCCAGUUGCUUUGAGUGUGUGUAUGUGUCGCACAUCACUGCAUGUAUUGCAUAUAGCAAAAUGCUCAAAAUGURCCACUUACGUCAAACGCAAUUUAUUCUAAUAAUAAUUUCCUGCCUACUGUUGCACGUCACAAGAACAACAACCACAACCACAACGAAAGACACAUCGACAGCGGCCUUAAAAAAUGGCAAAAGAACAGCAYUCGUUGAUGUUGCAACAGCAGGCGCAUCGCCCACUGUCGCUGCAGCAAACAUGAUUCCWGGAAAAUAUCAUGCCUACACACARCAUGCGCAGCAGCCGAAGAAGCUGCAUGUGUUGGCCAAAGCAGCGCACCAAGCGCCGACGCAGCAGCAGCAACACUAUCAACAGCAGCAGCAACAGCAGCGRCAGCAACGUGUGGACKCUGUCAAACCUGUCGCUAUUCCCAGCAGCAAGCUGAAUCCCAUCAGAAAUUGGUUUGGCAUAUUUAAUCGGAACAACGCACAGGCGACAACGGCCGCCGCGACGGCGCAUGACACGGCGGCAACAACAUGUAAUUGCAGAUGCGGCGAGCGGAAUGACGAAUCCCGCAUAGUUGGUGGACAAACGGCCGGCRUUAGCGAAUACCCAUGGAUGGCGCGUCUCAGCUACUUCAAUCGUUUCUACUGCGGCGGCACACUUAUCAACGAUCGUUAUGUACUCACCGCAGCGCAUUGUGUCAAAGGUUUCAUGUGGUUCAUGAUCAAAGUGACAUUUGGCGAACAUGAUCGUUGCAAUGAUAAAGAGCGACCCGAGACACGCUUCGUGCUGCGCGCCUUUAGCCAGAAAUUCAGCUUUUCCAAUUUUGAUAAUGACAUCGCUUUGCUGCGUCUAAACGAUCGUGURCCAAUUACGAGCUUCAUACGACCAAUCUGUUUGCCACGCGCCUUGGAACGCAAUGAUCUCUUCAUUGGCACCAAAGGCAUAGCGACCGGUUGGGGCACAUUGAAGGAGGAUGGUAAACCAUCGUGUCUGUUGCAAGAGGUGGAGGUGCCCGUGUUGGAUAAUGAACAUUGUGUUGCACAAACGAAUUACACACAAAAGAUGAUCACGAAGAAUAUGAUGUGUGCCGGUUAUCCGGGUGUGGGUGAGCGUGACUCUUGUCAGGGUGAUUCGGGUGGGCCGCUGGUGCGUAUGCGUCCCGAUGAUAAACGUUUCGAGCAGAUCGGUAUUGUAUCGUGGGGUAACGGUUGUGCACGACCCAACUAUCCGGGUGUGUAUACACGUGUCACCAAAUAUUUGGACUGGAUAAUGGAAAAUUCUAGAGAUGGCUGCUUUUGCGAUGAGGACGAUUGAGGCGUUAUUUGUGGUGGUUUAUGUGGGCGUGGUCGGGUACGAACUGAGUGCAGUGAAAAUAAUUUUUAUACUUAACAGAUUUAUAUUUUGAUAAUAUUUUAGGGGGGUCUCAAAGGAGGAUUUUUUAGGGUUGGUUUUGAUUUUGCCAAAAUCAAWUGCGUGUUGGCUUAUAAAGUAGUCGAUUAUUUUGUACUAAAUUAAUAUAAUUUUUUGCAUUCUUAUAUGUAAUGUG
Bactrocera latifrons is the source of this 2254-nucleotide messenger RNA. Its product is annotated as venom protease. Gene Ontology annotation, biological process: proteolysis. Gene Ontology annotation, molecular function: serine-type endopeptidase activity. Bases 766 to 2022 code for a protein of 418 amino acids. NCBI's taxonomy places the organism in Eukaryota, Metazoa, Arthropoda, Insecta, Diptera, Tephritidae. The transcript has 3 exons. The record is from RefSeq and is a predicted model, not a curated record.